Hibiscus syriacus is the source of this 859-nucleotide messenger RNA. RefSeq names its product extensin-like. Lineage: Eukaryota; Viridiplantae; Streptophyta; Magnoliopsida; Malvales; Malvaceae. The coding region runs from base 1 to 720 and encodes 239 amino acids. The transcript has 4 exons. Gene Ontology annotation, biological process: plant-type cell wall organization. Gene Ontology annotation, molecular function: structural constituent of cell wall. The record is from RefSeq and is a predicted model, not a curated record.
AUGGGGAAAAUGGGGUCUUCAAUGACCUCUCUCUUUCUUUCUCUCUUAAUCUUAGCAGUGUCUUUUAGUUUGCCUUUUGAAAUCUCAGCUGAUCAUACUUAUUCCUCACCUCCACCUCCUCCUAAGAAGUACCCACCACCACCCUAUCAUUACAAGUCACCACCUCCUCCUCCUCCCAAGGAGACAUACAAGUACAAGUCUCCUCCUCCACCAACCCCUGUUUACAAGUAUAAAUCUCCACCACCUCCGCCGGUACAUUAUCCUCCACCACCUUACAAGUCUCCACCUCCUCCUCCCAAGGAGUCAUACAAGUAUAAGUCUCCACCUCCUCCAGUUUACAAGUACAAGUCUCCUCCUCCUCCUCCUCCCAAGGAGACAUACAAGUAUAAGUCACCACCGCCACCCCCACCAGUCUAUAAGUACAAGUCUCCUCCUCCUCCUCCUAAGGAGCCAUACAAGUACAAGUCUCCACCUCCACCUCUUCUGGUAUACAAGUACAAGUCUCCUCCUCCUCCUAAGGAGACAUAUAAGUACAAGUCACCACCACCACCGUCACCACCCCCACCCCCACCAGUCUACAAGUACAAGUCUCCUCCUCCUCCUCCUAAGGAGCCAUACAAGUACAAGUCCCCACCUCCUCCGGUUUACAAGUACAAGUCUCCUCCUCCUCCCAAGGAACCAUACAAGUACAAGUCACCACCACCACCUCACCACUACUAAGUUAUGGUUGUGAUCGUACUCUAAGGAGAAGAGUGAUUCAAAUAAAGCAACAAAAUAUGGUUUGAACAGAUAUAUAGAGAGGACGUGGAGAUGAAAAUCAGGAGCCCAGCUUAGUCUCCGCGUCUGAAGUUAAUGAUGU